UGAUGGCGGCUUCCAGUAGUCGAUCAUGCCUUCAGUAUGUGUUUCAUCUUGCCCAGGAUAAUCUGGACUUCAGGUUACCGGAGAUUUUGGCUCUGCUGGCUCUCAGAGAAAAGCCGUUCCAUCCUGACGGAAAAUUCAAAGAAAAGUCCCCUUACUGGUGUCUAAAUGGUUUGUCUGAGGUGGACGUCCGUGCCAUCAUGGCCAGAUCUGUUUGUGCAAAGUCUGCCUUUGAAUUAUGGGGGCAUGGACAUACACAGAGUGAACUCAGAACAUCCCUCUUGAACUACCCCUCAGAGAACAUGGCACCAUUCAUGCACAAAGACUCCAAAUACAAAAUCAACGUCUACACCUUCAACAAGACUCUGCUGUUUGCAGACAGAAUCAAAAGGAUUGACGCUUUGGACUAUCUUCCGUUUGAGGGCACGGUGAGUCUGAAGAACCCCCAGCACAUCUUCUGUAUGUUGGAGGAUUACGGCUCAGACCCCAACAACAUCCCCGAGCAUCCAAACUACAUCUACUUUGGCCGAUGGAUAGCGGAUGGUCAGCGUGAACUGAUUCGUUCCCACAGUGUGAAGAACAGACACUUUAUUGGAAACACCAGCAUGGAUGCUGGCCUCUCAUUCAUCAUGGCCAACCACGCUAAGGUCAAAGAGAAUGACCUUGUAUAUGACCCGUUUGUUGGCACAGGGAGCCUGCUGGUUGCAUGUUCACAUUUUGGAGCCUAUGUCUGUGGAACAGAUAUUGAUUACAACACUAUUCAUGGCAAAGGUCGGUCGAGCCGUAUAAACCAGAAGUGGCGAGGACCUGAUGAGAAUAUCAGAGCCAACCUGCGGCAGUAUGGAAUAGAGAAGAUGUAUUUGGAUGUGAUGGUGUCUGAUGCAUCCAAGUCUGUGUGGAGGGAGGCUGCUCUGUUUGAUGCCAUCAUUACUGACCCUCCAUAUGGUAUCCGUGAGUCCACAAGGCGAACAGGCUCUCACAAAGAAAUCACUAAACCCGCUGAUGGCAUCUAUGCAGAGUCUCACGUCCCUGUAACACAGGCGUACCACCUCAGUGACAUCUUCACCGACCUGUUAAACUUCUCUGCCCACCACCUGGUCUUGGGUGGGAGGCUCGUCUAUUGGCUGCCUGUCUACAGGCCAGAAUACUGUGAGGAGAUGGUUCCUCUUAAUCCAUGUCUCCAGCUCAUCAGUAACUGUGAGCAGACUCUCUCCAGCCACACUUCACGACGCCUGAUCACCAUGGAGAAGAUCAAGGAGCCAGAGGACUUGGACAGCCUGGAUCAUCUUGCAGACCCACGCUUCAGCCCCUACCAGGGACACAACGCCUUCAGAGAGAAGUAUUUCAGUGGACUGAACAAGAGACGUGGCAAGGAGGACAACAAAUCUGAUUUUAAUGGUGUGUAAACGAAGUGAGGCCUCAAGAUAUUCAGAGGAAAACUCUUCAGUGUCUUUACUGAAAAGAGAAAACAACCAUCCACAAAAAUCAGGGCAUGGCUGGCAGUGGACUAAAGAAGGAAACAAGCUGAAACGUAUUUGUUAUAAUUAUACUCUUUUUAAAUCUUUCUCACUUCUCUAAAUUAUGAUUAUUUUUAUGCCUGUACUUAUUUCUUUUCAA
Messenger RNA from Seriola dumerili (greater amberjack), 1614 nucleotides. It is a transcript of the gene trmt11, whose product is annotated as tRNA methyltransferase 11 homolog. Gene Ontology annotation, molecular function: nucleic acid binding. The transcript is spliced from 13 exons. The record is from RefSeq and is a predicted model, not a curated record. NCBI's taxonomy places the organism in Eukaryota, Metazoa, Chordata, Actinopteri, Carangiformes, Carangidae. Gene Ontology annotation, cellular component: cytoplasm. The coding region runs from base 3 to 1403 and encodes 466 amino acids. Gene Ontology annotation, biological process: methylation.